Canariomyces notabilis is the source of this 1542-nucleotide messenger RNA. RefSeq names its product Nop domain-containing protein. Bases 1 to 1542 code for a protein of 513 amino acids. Gene Ontology annotation, cellular component: small-subunit processome; box C/D methylation guide snoRNP complex. The transcript is spliced from 2 exons. The record is from RefSeq and is a predicted model, not a curated record. Gene Ontology annotation, molecular function: snoRNA binding. Lineage: Eukaryota; Fungi; Ascomycota; Sordariomycetes; Sordariales; Chaetomiaceae.
AUGGUGGUGGUCAAUUAUCUGCUCUUCGAGAGCGCCGUCGGGUUUUCCUUGUUCGAGGUCGUCCACCAGGCCGACACAGUCGGCUUGGAAUUGCCCGAGGUCAAGGAUGCGAUGAAGAGCCUCGAUAAGUUUGGCAAGAUGGUGAAACUGCGCAGCUUUAACCCAUGGACCUCUGCCGCCCAUGGUUUGGAAGCAAUCAACCUCGUGUCCGAAGGCAUCAUGCCCGAGCAUCUCAAGAACACGCUUGAGCUCAACUUGCCGCAAACCAGUGGAAAGAAGAGCAAAAUUGUACUGGGCGUGGUUGACAAGCGGUUAGCCGGCGAGAUCAGCGCUACCUUCCCCGGCGUCCAGUGCGAAGCAGCCGAUACCUCCGAGGUCGUCGCCGCGCUCCUUCGCGGUAUCCGUCUUCAUGCCAACAAGCUUCUGAAAGGUCUGCAGGAGGGAGAUAUCAACCGUGCACAGCUCGGUCUUGGCCAUGCGUACUCCCGCGCCAAGGUCAAGUUCAGCGUUCACAAGAAUGACAACCACAUCAUCCAGGGCAUUGCGACGCUCGACGCGCUAGAUAAGGGUAUCAACCAGGGUGCAAUGCGUGUGAGGGAAUGGUACGGAUGGCAUUUUCCCGAGCUCAUUCGAAUUGUGAGCGACAAUGGAACUUACGCCAAGAUCGUCCUGGCUAUCGGUGACAAGAAGACCCUGACGGAUGAGAGUGUCGACGAUCUCGCGAAUGUCCUCAAUCAAGAUCAGGACAAGGCCGAGGCCAUUGUCCAGGCUGCCAAGGUCUCAAUGGGCCAGGAUAUUAGCGAGACCGAUCUCAACAUGGUGAAGGACCUUGCCCGCAACGUUUCAAAGAUGGCGGACUACAGGCGGAUCCUCGCCGAGUCCCUUGACAAGAAGAUGGGCGAUGUCGCCCCUAAUCUCCAAGUCAUUCUCGGCACCCCUGUCGCAGCGCGACUCAUUUCCCACGCUGGCUCCCUGACCAAUCUCGCCAAGUACCCCGCCUCUACCCUCCAGAUUCUCGGCGCCGAGAAGGCGCUUUUCCGCGCUCUCAAGACGAAGGGCGCAACCCCUAAGUACGGUCUGCUUUACCAAAGCUCCUUCAUUGGCCGCGCCGGGCCCAAGAUCAAAGGUCGCAUCUCGCGGUACCUGGCCAACAAGUGCUCCAUCGCCAGCCGCAUCGACAACUUCUCAGAGCACCCGACACGGCGCUUUGGUGAGGUCAUGCGCGAGCAGCUUGAGCAACGACUUGAGUGGUAUGCCAAGGGAACAAAGCCAAUGAAGAACAUCGAGGCGAUGGAUAAGGCUAUCAAGGCCGUUCUUGAUGAUGAGGGUGAUAUGGACAUUGAUGCUGAGGCGAUCGAACGGCCCGCUGCUGCGUCGUCAGCAACCCCCGUCAAGGAGAAGAAGGACAAGAAGGACAAGAAGAAGGACAAAAAAGACAAGAAACGGAAGAGCAUUGGCGGCGAGGACGUUGAGAUGGUCGACGUUAACGGAGACGCCGAGCAUAAGAAGAAAAAGAAGAGGAAGUCCACGGGCACUGAAUAA